Molecule: messenger RNA, 405 nt
Organism: Prorocentrum cordatum
Lineage: Eukaryota; Dinophyceae; Prorocentrales; Prorocentraceae
Source: the annotation of a GenBank genome assembly
AUGGACCCGAGCGCCCUCCUGCUGGACGCGCUGAGGGCACUGUGCGGCACGGGGCCGGGCCAGGCGGGGGUGGUGCAGGCCAUGGCCUUCGGCAACUACGACGCCACCUCGGGCACGGGCUGGGCGCUGCUGCGUGCCCGCCGCGCGAGCGGCGAGGGCCUCCGCGGCGGGUGGCGGCCGCGCGUGGGCUCCUACGCCGUGGCCGCCGGGCCAGACGGCGGCCCGCUGGGGGCUGCGGUGGAGGGCGAGCUCAGCCGUCGGGCGGAAGGACUGGCCUGGGGUGCCCUGGCCGUGAUGUGGUACCACGGAUCUUCCAUUGAAGGUUGGUCCGGGACCAGGUCGAGCCCUGCCUACAAGCGUGCACGGUCCGAUGCAGCAGACCCCGCCCCCACAGUACGGCGCUAG